AUCACCGUCGUCCGCUUCUCUGUGGUAAUUCGGGCUGAUUCAUUGUAGAGCCACAGAGGCUAAGCAGAAACUCUGAGGAGGCUUUAUCCACAGUGUACAGGGGUGUUUUUGUUUAGAGAGACAAAAUGGACCGGCUGCUGAGGCUUGGAGGUGGGAUGCCUGGACUCGGGCAGGGUCCCCCCACAGAUGCCCCUGCUGUGGACACAGCCGAACAGGUGUACAUCUCAUCACUAGCCCUGCUUAAGAUGUUGAAGCAUGGGCGUGCAGGUGUGCCUAUGGAGGUUAUGGGUCUGAUGUUGGGCGAGUUUGUGGAUGAUUACACUGUGCGUGUGAUUGAUGUGUUUGCCAUGCCACAGUCUGGCACGGGUGUGAGUGUAGAGGCUGUGGAUCCCGUUUUUCAAGCAAAAAUGUUGGACAUGUUGAAGCAGACUGGAAGGCCAGAGAUGGUCGUAGGCUGGUAUCACAGUCAUCCUGGUUUUGGCUGUUGGUUGUCUGGUGUGGACAUCAACACACAGCAGAGCUUUGAGGCUUUGUCUGAAAGAGCUGUUGCAGUGGUGGUCGACCCCAUUCAGAGCGUCAAGGGAAAGGUUGUGAUUGAUGCCUUCAGACUGAUCAAUGCUAACAUGAUGGUCUUGGGACAUGAACCACGGCAGACCACUUCUAACUUGGGUCACCUCAACAAGCCUUCAAUUCAGGCCCUGAUUCACGGACUGAACAGACAUUACUACUCCAUUACCAUCAACUACAGGAAGAAUGAACUCGAACAAAAGAUGCUGUUGAACCUUCAUAAGAAGAGUUGGAUGGAGGGUCUGACUCUGCAGGACUACAGCGAUCAUUGUAAGCUUAAUGAGACCAUCGUAAAGGAGAUGCUGGAGCUGGCCAAGAACUACAACAAGGCUGUAGAAGAAGAAGACAAAAUGACUCCUGAACAGCUGGCUAUUAAGAAUGUUGGAAAACAGGAUCCCAAAAGGCAUUUGGAAGAGCACGUUGAUGUCUUGAUGACAUCCAAUAUUGUGCAGUGCCUCGCUGCUAUGUUAGAUACUGUUGUCUUCCAGUAAUAUCUUUUGCUGUGCAUCAUUGUUCAUAUUCAACGUCUGUUUUGUCUUUUUAACAAAUAAACCUAUAUAAAACCAAA
Pygocentrus nattereri (red-bellied piranha) is the source of this 1135-nucleotide messenger RNA. RefSeq names its product proteasome 26S subunit, non-ATPase 14 (gene psmd14). Gene Ontology annotation, biological process: protein deubiquitination; proteasome-mediated ubiquitin-dependent protein catabolic process. Lineage: Eukaryota; Metazoa; Chordata; Actinopteri; Characiformes; Serrasalmidae. The record is from RefSeq and is a predicted model, not a curated record. Gene Ontology annotation, cellular component: proteasome regulatory particle, lid subcomplex. Bases 126 to 1058 code for a protein of 310 amino acids. Gene Ontology annotation, molecular function: protein binding; metallopeptidase activity; proteasome binding. The transcript is spliced from 11 exons.